Messenger RNA from Conger conger (European conger), 1274 nucleotides. RefSeq names its product glutathione S-transferase omega-1-like. The record is from RefSeq and is a predicted model, not a curated record. Gene Ontology annotation, cellular component: cytoplasm. Lineage: Eukaryota; Metazoa; Chordata; Actinopteri; Anguilliformes; Congridae. Gene Ontology annotation, molecular function: glutathione transferase activity; glutathione dehydrogenase (ascorbate) activity. Gene Ontology annotation, biological process: glutathione metabolic process. The coding region runs from base 196 to 912 and encodes 238 amino acids. The transcript is spliced from 6 exons.
CGAUUCUCAAGGAAAGGAGGAAGUGAGCACCUAACCAACUGAAGCUAGUGUGUCGCCAUCAUUUUCGAUUUAGUAGCGCAUUGAUAUGGUGUGUCUGUGCAUGCUGACCACAGAGCUGUGAAAUACGAUACUUUUCUUUUAUGUCGACGUGGAUAGAUUGCUAAGUAUUAGAAACUACACACGCGUUGAAAUACAAUGGCUUCAUCGGAAAGGUGUCUCGCGAAAGGAAGUUCCGCUCCAGGUCCAGUGCCCAAGGGGAAGAUCCGGCUUUACAGCAUGAGAUUCUGUCCUUUUGCAGAGAGAGCACGUCUUGUCCUUCAUGCCAAGGGUAUCAAACAUGACACCUUCAACAUUAAUUUGAUGGACAAACCUGAUUGGUUCCUGAUGAAGAACCCACUUGGCCUGGUGCCAGUGCUGGAGAUGCCAGGUGGUCAGGUGAUCUAUGAAUCACCAAUCACGUGCGACUACCUGGAUGAGGUUUACCCAGAGAAGAAGCUGCUUCCAGCAGACCCUUUUGAGAAGGCUCAACAGAAGAUGCUGCUGGAGCAUUUCUCCAAGAUCGCCCCUUACUUUUACAAGAUUCCUAUGAUGAGAAGGGAUGACGAAGAUACUUCAAAACUGGAAGAAGAGUUGAAGGAAAAGCUCAUUAAACUGAAUGGGAACCUUGCUGGGAAGAAGUACUUUGGGGGAGAUUCAAUUACCAUGGUUGAUUACAUGAUUUGGCCCUGGUUUGAAAGAAUUGAGGGCAUUGGAUUAAAACACCUCAUGGAUGGAACGCCAGAACUGAAGAACUGGACAGAGUGCAUGCUGGAGGAUCCAUCAGUCAAGGCCUCCAUGUUGAACACUGAGACAUUCAAGGGAUUCUACAAAACAUAUCAAGACGGCAAACCUGACUAUGAUUAUGGCCUAUAGAAAGGAGAGUAUCUCUCCCAAAGUUGUUCUUUUUCUUUUGGCAAGGUAUAUGGUCUGUUUGCCAGAUAUAAAUCUGCUUGCUUUUCAUUCUUAUCACAAAUGGUUACUAAAGGUAUCUGGUCCAUAUUUUUUGUUUAAUGCCAUAUCAGCUGAUCAGGGUAUUUUUGUGCCAAAUUCAAUUAAAUUCAGUAAAUUAGACAGAUAAUGCUAAUUUGUUAAUUUGAGUAACCAAUGCUGAAAAUAAUUACAUUUUUGGCUUUGGUUGUAUUUUACAUUUGAUUGUACUGAAUCAGAAAUUGGAUUUUCGUCAGCGAUGAUCAUAGCUUUUGAAAUGACUGUUGUUAAUAAAGAUGAAGAACAUC